This is a messenger RNA of Mercenaria mercenaria, 1023 nucleotides long. RefSeq names its product carnosine synthase 1-like. The transcript has 4 exons. Gene Ontology annotation, molecular function: carnosine synthase activity; ATP binding; metal ion binding. The coding region runs from base 34 to 1023 and encodes 329 amino acids. Gene Ontology annotation, biological process: carnosine biosynthetic process. The record is from RefSeq and is a predicted model, not a curated record. Lineage: Eukaryota; Metazoa; Mollusca; Bivalvia; Venerida; Veneridae.
UAAUAUGUAUUAUCAGGUCCAAGCUUCAACGCAAUGAUGACAGCUAAUUCGAAAACAAGAACUCAAAAUGUUUUGAGCAUGCGCGGAGCAGAUAUUUCUCAGUGGCCUCGGACGGACAUGUAUUCAACAAAGGCCGUACAUCUGACGACAGAAAUGGACUGCGACAAAUUGCCUGAUAGGUUUCCUGCAAUAUUGAAACUAGAUAACGGCUCGGGUGCAACUGGUGCUUGUGUUGUCGAAAGCAGGGUUGAAUUAAAGAGGGAAUUCUGUCAGAUAACCAGUUCACUUCGGAAUGAUUCGGACUUUCCCGGAAUUGGGCUAAGUCAUGGCAAUUCAAUGAUGACAAUGGAGUUUUACGGCGGAACUGAGCAUAAUGUUGACGUUAUCAUAUACGACAACAAGCUUAUUGCUGCUUUUAUCACAGACAGUGGUAUAACAAGACGACCCUAUUUCAUUGCAACAGCUAGGCGUAUGCCGUCAUUCCUUUCUGAGGACAAACAAGCACGGCUUAUUGAAGCGGCCUAUAGAUGUUGUUUACAGAUAGGACUGUCCGAUGGUACAUUUAAUGUCGAGUUUAAGCUGACCGAAAAUGGACCAAAGCUACUGGAAAUCAAUUCGAGGAUGGGCGGAUAUUGCUUACGGGCUUGGUUGAGGAAAUUAUAUGGUAUAGACAUGAUGCUAUACUCUAUGAUGAUUGCAAGUGGUAUUUCUCCCUAUGUACGUACACAUCCUGUAGAUAAAAUACUUAUUGGUGUUAUGGUCAUACCAGCAUUGCAUGCGAAAAUAUUAAAAGAAGAGCCUCUAAGAACCCUGCUGUAUAGCAUGAUAGAGAAAGAGGAGAUUGUUUUUCUACAGUUUUACAAACUGAGUGAGAAUUUGCCUCCUUAUGACGACCCUUUCGGCAAUAUUGCUGUUUCUGGUUCCACAUCACAAGAAGCAAAACUAAAAUUGAUGGAAGUUUGCAAAGUGCUGGACAUUGAUCAACCAAACUAUCAAGUGGAGCAGUUUAUACAAAAUUUUUAG